UGUGUGAAGCAGGAGGGGAGGUUUCAUGCCCAGGUUAAAGCCCCAGCAGAUAGCGACACCUCGUCUGGAGCACAACAGACACACAGUGUGUCCCUGCACUCUCUUUCUCUCGCUCUCUAAGAAACUUUCUACGCGGGAGCGAUUAUCCAGCAUGUCGGUAGUGACGGACCAGGCCAUAGUGACUCUGGCUACCAAUGAUGCUUACUGCAAGGGCGCCCUGGUUCUGUGCCAGUCUCUGAAACGCCACAACACCACGCGGCAGGUCGUGGUUCUGUUUACGCCGCAAAUCUCCAGCAGGAUGAGGUAUGCCCUCAGGAGUCUAUUUGACGAGGCCAUCGAGGUCAACGUACUAGACAGCAGGGACUCUGCUCACCUGGCCCUCUUAUCCAGGCCCGAGCUUGGUCCGACCUUCACCAAAAUACACUGCUGGCGCCUCGUGCAGUACUCCAAGUGUGUAUUCAUGGAUGCUGACAUGCUGGUGUGUCAAAACAUAGAUGACCUCUUUGAAAGGGAAGAGCUCUCUGCUGCUCCAGACGCUGGCUGGCCAGACUGCUUCAACAGUGGGCUAUUUGUCUACAAGCCUUCCAUCGAAACCUACAAUCGAUUACUGCAGUUUGCAGUGGAAAAUGGUAGUUUUGAUGGUGCAGAUCAAGGCUUGUUGAACAGCUUUUUCAGUGGCUGGUCUACGCAGGAUAUCCAUAAACACCUCCCAUUCAUUUACAACUUGGCUGGCAUUGCCUUAUACAGCUACCUCCCUGCAUUCAAGCGGUUUGGUGCUUCUGUCAAAGUGGUUCAUUUCUUGGGGCCGACAAAACCGUGGCAUUACCGGUACGAUGCGGCGACGAAGAGCGUGGUGCAGGAGAACAUGUCUCCCGCCGACAGCAUGUUCCUCAGCUUCCUGAAUACGUGGUGGGACAUCUACACCACUUUCAUCUCGCCGCUGUUGGCCCAGGAGACUGGGGUGAAAGAAGUUGUUGAACAGCCUGAAGAGGAACGUUGUCAAGCCAGCUUGAGACGGCGAAUAGAUCUCGGCGCGAUCAAGAGGGUGCCUUGGUCAAUCGAACCCACCGAGGCCUUUACUGCCGAGACUAUAAAUAUUGUCAUCUCAACUCAGGAUUUACGCAAAGUUCCUAAAAUAGUUGUCCAGCCACCAGAUUCAUUCCAACUAUUUGAACCGACCAGAAGUAAAAUAUGGAAAAGAAAAGAUGACGCCUCUUCUGUGACCAAAGGACAAAUAAUUGCACGUAAAUAUUCAGAUAAAGGAAGAAGGCCACCUGAGCCGUAUGUCAAAGAGCCCAGUACGUCGUCUUUGAAGAUGCUAAAAGGUAUGGCUGCCUUUGAAGAUGAGCCAACUAAAGAAAAAAGAGAUCUGACUAGCUCUGAAGAUGAGACUUCUAAAAAAGAAGAGAUCGCGUCCCUCAAGAAGAAGCCAUUGGAAGAAGAAGAAAAGGAAAGCUCUUCCUCAUCUGAUCAGACUACGCAGGAUAUAGCAGAUGUGUUGUCGGACCUCUCCCUCGAAGUGGCCCCCGCGGACUCCACCGAGGCGCAAGACCGACGCCGGUGGGAAGAAGGAAACGUUGACUAUAUGGGCCGGGACGCUUUCGUCAACAUUCAGAGGAAGUUGGACCAGUUUCUGAAGUAGUGCGUCAGAUGUCAAUGAGCGCUCUUCAGCGAAAGUGUUGUGAUGGGUUUUUUUGCGUAUAUAUAUAUAUUACUGUGAAUGGCAGCUUAUUUGUGGCAAAUUUAAUGUUGCCCGUUUGGUAUUACACUGUAAAUAGAUUUUUGUUCCGGGUGAAAUUUUUUUUUUUUUUUACAUUCAUUAGUGGUAUUAAAAAGAAAUCUUUAUAGAUCA
Molecule: messenger RNA, 1852 nt
Organism: Amblyraja radiata (thorny skate)
Lineage: Eukaryota; Metazoa; Chordata; Chondrichthyes; Rajiformes; Rajidae
Gene: gyg2
Product: glycogenin 2
Exons: 15
Coding region: 26-1642 (538 amino acids)
Molecular function (GO): glycosyltransferase activity
Source: RefSeq, a predicted model, not a curated record